Messenger RNA from Talaromyces amestolkiae, 930 nucleotides. RefSeq lists its product as uncharacterized. Bases 1 to 930 code for a protein of 309 amino acids. The transcript has a single exon. Gene Ontology annotation, molecular function: IgE binding. NCBI's taxonomy places the organism in Eukaryota, Fungi, Ascomycota, Eurotiomycetes, Eurotiales, Trichocomaceae. The record is from RefSeq and is a predicted model, not a curated record. Gene Ontology annotation, cellular component: extracellular region.
AUGCAGUUCAAGAACUCGAUCCUCCUAUUGACGGCUCUCACUGCCGGCAGUGCUGUCGCCCGCACUCACGGCCACCAGCGCCGCCAUCAACACCAUGAGCGCGCUGUCGGUGACUGGGUUACUGCUGUGAUUGACGGCAAGACCGUCUCCUGGCAAAACACCUACGCCGGCCCUMCCGCCGCCGCCGAUGCUGCCCCUGCAGCUGCUACCACCACUGCCGCUGCCGCCGUCAAGGAAGUCGCCGAAGUCGCCAACGCUGUUGUCAACUCCGCUACCCACACCUCUGCUUCCAAGACCGCCUCUGCUACCGGCUUCGGUGCUACCACCGCCCCCUCCGGCUCUGGUUCCACCUACUGCGGCAACGUCGGAAGCCCCUAUGGCUCCAACAUCAUUGAGAUCUCCGAGGGCGACUUGAGCAAGUACGACUACACCAUCACUCUCGACGGAUCCCAGAUCGACGAGGACUACGAUGUUAUCUUCUGGAACAAGUGCAGCGCUGAGGGUCUCCUCACUGGUUUCUUCGCUACUUCUUUCCCCUUGACCGUCACCGUCUCCCCCAAGUCCAAGUCCUACGUCGCCAUCGACACCGACACCCAGGGUGGUUUCAUCGGUUUCCCCUCCAGCUCCUCCAUUCCUCGCAGCACUGUUGACGGAAUCGUCCUUGGUUUCUGGGGUGAGUUCGACUUUGCCGACUCUGCCAACAACGGCUGGUCUGGAUUCGAUGUCUCUGCCAUUGAGGCCAACAUUGCUGGCAUCUCCGAUUACCCCGGUCUCCUCAUCAGCGGUGACGGUCAGACUUCUUCCAUCACCACCGGUCUCGGUGCUGUCUCCAACGCCUAUACCCAGGCUGAGACUGCCAUCGGUGGUAUUGGCGGUAAUGUCGCCUCUGGUCCUCUUGCUUUGACUGCUAUCCUCAACUACAGCGGUUAA